GUGUCUGUAAACCUGUACCUGUGUGUGUGGAUGUUUGCCUCUCUCUCAUAUCUGUUUUACAACAGGUAAGAUCUAUUAUUCUGAUUAUUCUGUCUCUUUGCCCUCUCAUUUCCUCUCUUUUUUCCUAUCUUCUAUCCAUUUCUGCCCCAUCACACCAUAUAAUCUUCCAUCCUCCAAACCAUCCACUCCACCCCUACCUCUGCUCCCAAUGGUACGGCCCAGGUGGACGAGACUGUCGGCGUCGAGGACAUAGAUGCGACCAAAUCAGGUGGUGAAGGGGUGUCUCAAACGCCAGACGAGCCCUUCACUGAGGAGUACAUUACAAGCGACUUUGGAAUGAAGGAGUAUGACUAUUCCUACAAGGACUACAAUGAGCCCAUCAUCGAAAGCAAGACAGAAGACAACUUUGGCCCUGCCCUGUCCGCUGUGACAGAUGAGGGAGGUGCCUCCGUGCGAGCCCAGAAGGGAGAGAAGGGAGACCCUGCUGUCCUUGAACCUGGCAUGUUGAUUGAAGGACCACCUGGACCAGAAGGACCAGCAGGUCUCCCUGGCCCCACUGGCCCUCAAGGACCCCCUGGCUCUGUUGGUGAUCCUGGUGAGAGGGGUACUACUGGUAAGGCUGGUCUUCCUGGAGCGGACGGUGUCCCAGGACCUCCUGGAACUUCUGUCAUGCUUCCUUUCCGUUUUGGACAGAGUGCUGGCGAAAAAGGGCCCAUUGCCUCAGCACAGGAGGCCCAAGCUCAAGCCAUCCUGUCUCAGGCUCGGUUGGCUCUGAAAGGCCCACCAGGGCCAAUGGGUUUCACCGGCCGUCCAGGACCUUUGGGAACAACUGGAAGUCCUGGCUUAAAGGGAGAAAGUGGGGACCAUGGACCUCAGGGCCCCAGAGGUCCGCAUGGAUUGUCUGGUCCUCCUGGUAAAUCUGGUCGGAGGGGUCGUGCUGGUGCAGAUGGAUCCAGAGGGAUGCCAGGAGAGCCCGGAGUUAAGGGUGACCGUGGCUUUGAUGGCCUUCCUGGUUUGCCUGGUGACAAGGGUUAUCGUGGUCAAACUGGAGGAAUGGGACCCCCAGGACCCUCUGGAGAGGACGGAGAAAGGGGAGAUGAUGGAGAUGUUGGACCUAGAGGUCUUCCCGGUGAAGCGGGGCCCCGUGGGUUGCUGGGGCCUAAAGGGCCUUCUGGACUUCCUGGACCUCCUGGUGUUCGUGGAAAUGAUGGUCCACAUGGUCCAAAAGGAAACUUGGGGCCUCAAGGAGAGCCUGGCCCUCCAGGGCAGCAGGGGGCUCCAGGAACACAGGGAAUGUCAGGUCCACAGGGUCCUCUCGGACCACCAGGAGAGAAGGGACCCACAGGAAAGCCAGGUCUGCCAGGAAUGCCCGGAGCUGACGGUCCUCCUGGUCAUCCCGGAAAGGAAGGCCCCAUUGGAACCAAAGGAAAUCAUGGUCCUAAUGGUCCUCAGGGGUCUAUUGGCUAUCCUGGCCCUCGAGGAGUGAAGGGAGCUCAAGGUAUCCGUGGAUUGAAGGGCCAUAAGGGAGAGAAGGGAGAGGACGGAUUCACUGGAAUCAAAGGAGACUUUGGUGUGAAGGGAGAGAGGGGAGAGGUGGGAGUGCCUGGCUCAAGAGGAGAGGACGGUCCUGAGGGCCCGAAGGGUCGUGUCGGUCCCCCUGGUGAAAUUGGUCCUAUUGGCCUGCUUGGAGAGAAGGGCAAACUUGGUGUGCCUGGACUUCCUGGAUAUCCCGGAAGGCAAGGAAUUAAGGGCUCCCUCGGUUUCCCAGGAUUCCCUGGUGCAAAUGGCGAGAAAGGUGCAAGGGGUUUGAUUGGAAAACUUGGACCAAGAGGACAGAGAGGGCCAACAGGUCCCAGAGGGCAGAGAGGACCCCGUGGGUCUACAGGAAAAUCAGGUGCUAAGGGUGGAUCGGGCAGUGACGGGCCUCCUGGACCACCUGGGGAGAGAGGACUAACUGGACCUCAAGGUCCAAAUGGAUUCCCUGGGCCGAAGGGACCUCCUGGACCUCCAGGGAAAGAUGGACUGCCUGGAUACCCUGGACAAAGAGGCGAAGUUGGUUUCCAAGGCAAAACUGGACCCCCUGGGCCACCGGGAGUUGUUGGACCACAGGGUCCCUCUGGUGAGACUGGUCAGCUGGGUGAGCGUGGUCACCCAGGACCCCCAGGACCACCCGGUGAGCAAGGUCUUCCUGGGCCUUCUGGUAAAGAGGGAACCAAAGGAGAUCCCGGUCCCACCGGCGGCCCCGGUAAAGACGGACCCCAUGGACUGAGAGGAUUCCCAGGAGAGAGAGGACUGUCAGGAACUCCAGGCACUGGAGGACUGAAAGGAAAUGAAGGCCCUGCUGGACCACCUGGACCUGCUGGAUCACCUGGGGAGAGAGGAGCAGCUGGCACUGCAGGUACUGUCGGCCCGCCUGGACGACCUGGACCUCAGGGGCCUCCUGGAGCUGCGGGAGAAAAAGGAGUGCCAGGGGAGAAAGGUCCAAUUGGUCCAGCUGGUCGUGAUGGCAUCCAAGGCCCAGUUGGUCUCCCAGGCCCUGCUGGACCUCCAGGUACUGCUGGAGAGGAUGGAGACAAGGGUGAGGUUGGAGAGCCAGGACAAAAGGGCGGUAAAGGAUCCAAGGGAGAACAUGGUCCUCCUGGUCCACUUGGGCCAAUGGGUCCUGUUGGACAGCCUGGUGCAGCUGGUGCUGAUGGUGAGACAGGUGCAAGAGGUCAACAGGGACCAUUCGGCGCUAAGGGAGAUGAAGGGACAAGAGGAUUCCCUGGGCCUCCAGGCCCUAUUGGACUGCAGGGUUUACCAGGCCCAGCUGGAGAAAAAGGAGAGACGGGAGAUGUUGGGCCAAUGGGUCCUCCUGGUCCACCAGGUCCACGUGGUCCAGCUGGUCCUAAUGGUGCUGAUGGUCCUCAAGGUCCUCCAGGAGGUUUGGGUAAUCCAGGUCCCAUAGGAGAGAAGGGUGAGCCUGGUGAAUCUGGACAACCUGGUGUUGGUGGAGAGCCAGGAAAAACAGGCCCGAGAGGAGAGCGUGGUGAGAAGGGAGAGGCUGGGCAUCCGGGCACCUCUGGUCCUGCUGGUGGAAAAGGACCCCCUGGAGAUGAUGGACCCAAAGGAAACCCCGGUCCCGUUGGUUUCCCUGGUGAUCCUGGUCCCCCUGGUGAAGUUGGACCACGAGGCCAAGAUGGUGCAAAGGGUGAAAGAGGAGAGGAUGGAGAACAAGGAGAAGCUGGUUCACCUGGACCAACUGGUGAGAACGGACCACCUGGACCUCCAGGAAAGAGAGGUCCUCCAGGCACAAGGGGACCAGAGGGUCGUCAGGGAGAGAAAGGAAGCAAGGGGGAUUCAGGUGCCCUGGGCCCUCCAGGAAAGACUGGCCCCGUGGGGGCACAGGGUACACCAGGAAAACCAGGAACUGAGGGUCUAAGAGGGUUGCCUGGAACAGUGGGUGAGCAAGGCGCUCCAGGUGCUGCUGGCCAGAAGGGACCCCCUGGACCAAUGGGUCCUCCAGGUUUGCCAGGUCUUCGUGGUGACCCCGGCGCUAAGGGUGAGAAGGGACAUCCAGGUAUGCUCGGUCUGAUCGGGCCUCCAGGAGAACAAGGAGAGAAGGGAGACCGAGGCCUGCCGGGACCUCAGGGAUCAUCAGGACACAAGGGAGAAACGGGUAUGCCUGGAGGAACGGGUCCUCUUGGUCCUGCAGGUCCUGCUGGUAUGCCUGGUCUGAGGGGUAUCAAAGGAGCUAAAGGUGCCACUGGUGGAGCUGGUCCUAAAGGAGAAAAAGGUGUACAAGGACCACCAGGACCACCUGGACCACCUGGUGAUGUCAUUCAGCCGCUGCCUAUUCAGUUCCCUAAGAAGUCCAAGCGCUCCAUCGAUGCCAGUAAGAUGCUCUCUGAGACUGAGGCUGCCGAUGCCACGGGCACAGAGUUCCUGACCGCUAAUGAAGGUAUGGAGGAGAUCUUCAGCUCGCUCAAUUCCCUGCGCCAGGAGAUCGAGAGCAUGCGCUUCCCGCUGGGAACACAGGAAAGCCCCGCCCGCACCUGCCAGGACCUCCACCUCAGCCAACCAAAUCUGAAAGACGGCGAGUACUGGAUUGAUCCAAAUCAAGGCUGCGCCCGGGACUCAUUCAAGGUUUACUGUAACUUCACUGCCGGGGGAGAGACGUGCUUGUAUCCCAGCAAAGCAGUAGAGAAUGUGAAGAUGAACACUUGGCCAAAGGAGAAGCCUGGGUCCUGGUUUAGUCAGUUUGCAAAGGGCAGCCAGUUUUCAUAUGUUGACUUGAGUGGAGAGCCCGUGGGUGUUGUCCAGCUGGGAUUCUUGCGGUUGCUCAGCGUUCAGGCCCGUCAAAACCUGACCUACCACUGCCAGCGAUCAGUGGCCUGGGCGGACCUCACGAGCGACAGCGUGUACCAGAGGGCACUACUCUUCCAGGGUGCCAACGAUGAAGAGCUCAGCUACGAGACCAGCCCCUACAUCAAAGCCCUCACCGACGGCUGCUCUUAUCGUAAAGGCUUGGACAGGACGGUGCUGGAGGUGAACACGCCUCAGGUGGAGCAGCUCCCUCUGCUGGACAUCAGGAUCUCAGACUUUGGGGAGGACAAUCAGAAAUUUGGUUUUGAAGUGGGACCUGUCUGUUUCCUGGGAUAAACACACCCGUGCUGAGGGCAAGGAGAAUACAGUCACCAAUACAAACGAGAACACACACAUUCACACACAUACUCCUUAAUCAUGCACUUAAAACCUAGACAUAAAUACCACCACAUAGAGAUGUGCCAACACUAAAAAAAGACAUUUGAAAUUACGUGUAAUCAGUGGGACACAUAGACUCACACACAUGCACACACACACACACACACAUUGUUGUGAAACAAAGUUGCACACAAAGUACACACCCAGGGAAAAACACUCCCAGCAACGGAGGAGAAGAAAGCCGUUCUCGCAGGAGAGAAAAGAAGAUAUUCUGUGUUGGAGCAGAUACUGCUGGCCUAAAGCGGAAGACCCUCCCGUUUCGGCCCCCUCUCUCUCCUACAGCUCCCCUCCCCACUGUUUCUCUUCCGAGACGUUCCACUCUUCCUACCUCCAUGCCUGAUCACCGCCCCCUCCUCACUUCCUUCCUUUCCUUAUAGAGUAGAAUGAUCUGCAGGUGCGACAUUUAAACUGAGGAACGGAAAAUUCCAUUAGAAUGAUUUCAAAUCACACCAGCAACUGUCAUCAGCGUAUGCAAUGAAAAGCCAUUUAUAGUGUAAAAGUGUAUUGAAUUUGAUAAUGUUGUACAUUUAUUAUAGAAUGAUCAAAUCUGUAAGAAUUAAAAAUUUUUUUAGACAUGCCGUGAACAUGCUGCCGAUUUACCAGUUCAGUAUUUUUAGUGAAAGUAUAAUAAGCUGGUUAUUAUUUCAUUACAGAGGUCUUUCAAAAAAAAAAAAAAACUUCUCUGAUAAUAUGCACGCUUUCAACACUUUUGCUAUUUUGGCCCACAGCAUUGAGUAUUGACAAACCCACGGGUUUGUGACCUUUGACCUUUCGUGCAGACAGUGUUCAGGCUGGAAUUGUGCAUAAGAACCAUUUGUACAGAAAUAUUUUAUUGUAUUUAUUUUGUGAAACAAACAGGUGCUCACAAGAAAAUGACCAACACUUGCAGUACAAAAUAAUGUGGUAUUCAACUGUAAUUAUUUCCUGUAGCUUUUCAUCAAUCUAUUAAAUAUGUAAAUCAAACCCCAGAAAGCAAAUCUGCCUUCUCUGUAUGAUAAAUAUAUACUUACUUGGUGAUAUUAGAUCAUGUUGCAUUAUUAGUGUAUUUCCAUUGCAGCUUGAGGUUGAGGAGAGUUUGGUGCAGGUGGAGACACAAACACAAAAAUGUCUCCGGAUUCAGACAGCAGUGGAGAAGGGACAGGAAGAGGAAGGAGAGGGAAGAAAAAUGAUGGUGGUUUCUUUUUUUUAUGUAUAUUUUUUGUUUCUUUUCUUUUUUUUUAACAUGGUGAGGGGAAUGAAAAGCUAUAAAAAAGUAUUUGUGAAUUAAAAGUUGUUUGUGUGGUUUUCUCACAAGGACAAUACCGCUAGGACAGUUUUUGUCAGUGAAAGACGAACAUCUGUCUUUAUAAAAUAUGGUGCUAAAACUUGUUUUAUGUAAGUACUUGGAAAUCUGUUUGUGUAAUAUAUCAUCUAUUUAAAGAGCUGUUGGACUCAUUUGUUGUUCUUUUCCCUGCUGUCAUGGUCACAUGAUGCUUUUGCUAAUAUUUGAUCUGCAUCUGCACUCUUCUGAGCCAAACUCCCAUUUACACCUUUAAACACCUGAACAGCGUGUGUCUUGGUGAAACCACCAUAUGUAAUCUGCCCACUUUCCUUCAAACCCUUCGUCUAAAUGAUGCAUUUUGUUUCUGCUCUAUUAGUCUGGGUUUUGAAAUGUCGACUGUUUUCAUUCCUUGACUUGUCCAAAAGUUCCCAUUAAACCACACAUCAACACAUUUUCUCCUGUGUCAACUUGAUUGUUUUUA
Molecule: messenger RNA, 6485 nt
Organism: Sinocyclocheilus grahami
Lineage: Eukaryota; Metazoa; Chordata; Actinopteri; Cypriniformes; Cyprinidae
Gene: col11a2
Product: collagen, type XI, alpha 2
Exons: 58
Coding region: 337-4641 (1434 amino acids)
Molecular function (GO): extracellular matrix structural constituent
Source: RefSeq, a predicted model, not a curated record